AAGAGGUUCUGUUCAUCUCCAAAAAUCCACUAUCAUCCGCAAAUCACAUCACACCAAAUCAUACCGAGCCAGCAUCGCCAAUCAUGAGAGUCACAAUCCUCUCCCUCGCUUUGACUAUGAGCGUUAUCGUCAUGGCUCUACCUACUCCACUCGCACCAACCUCCACCACCAUCAAUAUUCGAGAGCCGCACGCCCUCGGGACAUGGCCGAGCUGGAAGCGCAACGCCGAGCCCAGCACCCCAGGCUGGAAGCGCGAAGCUGAAGAUGAAGCGGAAGCAGGGACAUGGCCAAGCUGGAAGCGCGAAGCUGAAGAUGAAGCAGAAGCAGGGACAUGGCCAAGCUGGAAGCGCGAAGCUGAAGAUGAAGCAGAAGCAGGAACAUGGCCAAGCUGGAAGCGCGAAGCUGAAGAUGAAGCAGAAGCAGGGACAUGGCCAAGCUGGAAGCGCGAUGCCGUGAAACCUGCGAAGCCGGGACGCAAUGGUGUAGAGGGUACUGAGUGA
Messenger RNA from Macroventuria anomochaeta, 500 nucleotides. RefSeq lists its product as uncharacterized. NCBI's taxonomy places the organism in Eukaryota, Fungi, Ascomycota, Dothideomycetes, Pleosporales, Didymellaceae. The record is from RefSeq and is a predicted model, not a curated record. The transcript has 2 exons. Bases 84 to 500 code for a protein of 138 amino acids.